AUGGCCUCCAAGGGCGAGUCUGUAUACUAUGCUCCGAUCCCAUCCGACCCGACCCACACCCAAUCCCAGCAAACCGUCGUCGUUUUAGCUCCUUACCGUCCCAAUCCUAACUACCAGAGACGACGUCGUCUCCGCCUCUGCCUCUCAAUCACCGCCUCCCUCCUUCUCCUCUCCACCGCCAUCUUCUUCCUCUUCCCCUCCGACCCCACCCUGCAACUCGUGCGGCUCAAACUCAACCACGUCCGAGUCAACUCGUCCCCCAGACCCACUCUCGACCUCUCCUUCUCUCUAACCAUCAGAGUGCGAAAUCGCGACUUUUUUUCUCUGAACUAUGACUCGCUCCGCGUCACGGUAGGUUACCGUGCGAGAGAGCUAGGGUUUGUGAGCUCCGAUGGAGGACGUGUGAGGGCCAGAGGGUCGUCGUACGUGAACGCCACGCUCGUGCUGGACGGGCUUGAAGUCAUCCACGACGUGUUUUACUUGCUUGAAGAUUUGGCUAGGGGUCUAAUACCCUUUGAUACUGAUACGGAGGUGGAAGGGACUUUGGGGCUCUUUUUCUUCAAAAUUCCUAUCAAGGUAAACUUGCUCUUGAUUCAAUGUAGAAGCUUUUAG
This is a messenger RNA of Prunus armeniaca (apricot), 612 nucleotides long. The record is from the annotation of a GenBank genome assembly. NCBI's taxonomy places the organism in Eukaryota, Viridiplantae, Streptophyta, Magnoliopsida, Rosales, Rosaceae.